Molecule: messenger RNA, 3175 nt
Organism: Sciurus carolinensis (gray squirrel)
Lineage: Eukaryota; Metazoa; Chordata; Mammalia; Rodentia; Sciuridae
Gene: Znf573
Product: zinc finger protein 573
Exons: 4
Coding region: 661-2340 (559 amino acids)
Biological process (GO): regulation of DNA-templated transcription
Molecular function (GO): DNA-binding transcription factor activity, RNA polymerase II-specific; RNA polymerase II cis-regulatory region sequence-specific DNA binding
Source: RefSeq, a predicted model, not a curated record
ACAGGGAUGUGAUGUUGGAGAACUAUAGGAACCUGGUCUCACUAGGGCAUUCCACUUCUAAGCCAGAUGUGGUUGACUUGUUGGAGCAAGGCAAAGAGCCCUGGAUGUUUCUAAAGGAGGAAACACAAAGGCAAUAUACAGGUCUCUGCUAGCACCCAUCCUCUCCUGUCCAUGCCAGCAGCGGCCCUGAGUCGACACCCAGGAAGGCUGCUGAUGGUGACCUUGACUGCCUUGCACUAUCUGUGACUUCCUCUGUGGUGGCCUCAGCCGAGCAGCCUCAUCGGAGACUCAAAGAGGAGCUGAUUAAAAAAUCCCAGAAGUGAAUGAAAUGAAUAUCCUGGGAACAUAUCCUGCAGACAAAGACUGGUUUAAUGAAAACAGGUGAACCUAGUGCUCCUUACCAGAGUAUGAGAGAUGAUGAUGAAGAUGCAUACAGUGAUCCAGAAACUACCCAGCCAGGACUCUAGAUGUCCUAGCUAAGAAACUAUCUGCUGCUGAAGUCUCAGAACCAAGGUAUCAGGUUCGGGAGGAGGAUCGUGACCACUCACCUGAAGAUUUAGAAAAAAAGCGACAAUUUGAAAAUGAAGAGGAAGCUUCACUACAAUAAAGGACUGAAUAUUAAAUUAGUUAGACAACUAAUUUCAAAAUGAAGAUGAAGAAAUGUUAGAGACUGUAGAUGGAGAAAGCAUGAAUAUUGAAGAAUCAAAUCAAGGAACUACCACAGAUUGGGAUUUACAAUGUGAGAUAAUCAGCUAUGUAGAAAUGCCCACUUAUGAGAAAGUUGUAUCUUCUACACAACAUCAGAGCAUACAUAGCAGAGAUAAACUCUAUGAAUGUAAAAAAUGCCCGAAGAAAUUUAGGAGUGGCUACCAACUAAUUCUACAUCACAGGUUUCAUGUUGAGAGACCCUAUGAGUGCAAAGAGUGUGGGAAGAACUUUCGUAGCAGCUAUCAACUUAUUCUCCAUCAAAGAUUUCAUAUUGGUGAGAAACCCUAUGAAGGUACAGACUGUGGGAAAAACUUUAAAAGUGGCUAUCAACUUACUAUACACCAGAGAUUUCAUACGGGUGGGAAAACAUAUGAAUGUAGGAAAUGUGGGAAGGCUUUUAUUUAUUCCUCACACAUUGUUCAACAUAAGAGAAUUCACACUGGUGGGAAGCCUUAUGUAUGUCAGGAAUGUGGGAAGGCCUUUAGUCAAGGCGGACACCUAAGAAUUCAUCAGAGGAUCCAUACUGGUGAAAAACCCUAUCAAUGUAAGGAAUGUGGGAAGGCUUUUAGUAGGCGCUCAAAUCUUGUUGAACAUAAGCAAAUUCAUACUAACAAGAAACCAUACGUGUGUGAGAAAUGCAGAAAGACCUUCAGGAGAAGCCAUCAGCUUAUCAUACAUCAGAGUGUUCAUACUGGCAAAAAACCAUAUGAAUGUAAAGAAUGUGGGAAAGGCUAUACCACUGCCUCAUACCUUAUUCUACAUCAGAGAAUUCAUAAAGGCGGGAAACCAUAUGAAUGCAAGGAGUGUAAGAAAACUUUUACCUUGUAUAGGAAUCUUACUCAACACCAGAAUAUUCAUACUGGUGAGAAACCUUAUGAAUGUAAGGAAUGCGGGAAGGCCUUUAGCUUGUACCGCUACCUUAAUCAGCAUCAGAAAAUUCAUAUUGGUAUGAAACGCUUUGAAUGUAAGGAGUGUAAGAAAACGUUUACCUUGUAUAGAAAUCUUACUCGGCACCAGAAUAUUCAUUCUGGUAAGAAACUUUUUGAUUGUCAGGAAUGUGGGAGGGCCUACAGUACUCGCUUCAACCUUGUGCAACAUCAGAAAACCCACACUGGGGAGAAGCCCUAUGAGUGUAAGGAAUGUGGAAAGACCUUCAGUUUGCAUAGAUAUCUUAAUCAACAUCAGAAAAUUCAUACUGGUGUGAAACCCUAUGAGUGUAAGAUAUGUAGAAAAACCUUUACUUUCUGUAGAAAUCUUACUGUACAUCAGAGUAUUCAUACUGAUGAGAAGCCUUUUGAAUGUAAAGAAUGUGGGAAGACCUUCAGACGUAGUUCACACCUUACUGCACAUCAGAGUAUUCAUGCUGAUAAAAAACCAUAUGAGUGUAAUGUAUGUGGAAAAGCCUUUAAAAUGUGUAAGUACCUUACACAACAUCAGAAAAUUCACACUGGCAGAAAACCUUAUGAAUGUAGGGAAUGUGGUAAGGCCUUUAGUCGUUCUUCAAACCUGGUUCAACAUGAGAGAAUUCAUACUGGUGAGAAACCUUAUGUGUGCAAACAGUGUGGGAAGACCUUUAGAUAUGGUUCAGCCCUUAAAGCACAUCAAGGAAUUCAUACAGGUGUCAAAGAAUAGAAAGAAUGUGAGAAUACCUUUGGACAAGGCCCAAACUUUCCCAACAUCAAACAGAUCACUUUGGUGAGAAAUGACUAAAUAUUAGUCUUAUAGGUAUGUGUUUAGCAAAUGAGAGACUUCAUAAAACAGUUCUCGCCACAUUAGAAAGCCUUCAGUGUCAGUCCUGUUUUAAUGAAAUAUCUGACUAUUCAAUGGCAAAUUGAAGACAAAAUAGAAUUCCCAAUUUUUUCAUGUCUGUAUGCCUUUAACAUCCACAGCAUGGAAUUUUAUACUAAAUCUAUUAAUUGAAUGACUAAAAAAAAGCCUUCUCUAUUGGACAUUAAUGGUUCUGUUAUGAAUUUCCCCAAAUUUUAAUGUCUAAACAAAAUAAUAAACAUUUCUCACAGAUUUUAUGGGCCAGAAAUUGAGGACCAUUGAAUUUUCCAUGAGAUUGCAGUCAUCUGCAGGCUUGACUGUGGAUGAGGCUCUGUUCCCAGAACAUCAUUCACACUGGUUGCUGGCUUACAUUCUGUAUAGUCUGGAUAUGGUUUUAAGUAAAUGCUCAAAGGCUCAUAUGUUAGAAGUUUGGUCUCCAGUUUGCUAGUGCUACUUUUAAGAGGUAUGGCCCAGUCAUAGAUCCAUAGGACAGUUGAAGUUUUCUCCUCAGAAGAGGCUGUGAAACUCCAGGGAAUAUAUAACCCGAGCUGCUCCUGGGCUUUCUGUUUGGCAAUGUGAUCUCUUCCUCCCACGUGUACCACCAUUCUGAGGACAUUUGACCAUGAGAAUUUCACCAGACUUAAGCCAAUGCCAGUGCAAUGCCUUGAACCUCCAAAACUGUGAACUAAAUAAACCUCUU